AUGUUUCUCCGGCCUGUCUCGUCCACAUAUAUCUUCCUUCACACUGCUCCUCGUAAUAAGCUCAAGUCCAGAAAUGUCCUUCGUACACUCUGUGAGGUCAGAAGAAGAGGUUUCCGAACUAGUUGUGCUGCUGUCUCUGUUUCACUAUCCGACGAUGAGUCCUUCCAAGAGAUUGAAACGAUUAGAAAAGGAAUUGAUUCUAUGAAUGUGAUUGAGAGCCGUGGAAUUCGACCAAAUCACCAGACUUUUACAUGGCUUAUAGAGGGAUGUUUGAAGAAAAACGGGUCUUUACAUGAAGGAAGAAAGCUACACGCCCAGAUUUUGAAGUUGGGUUUUGUUGAUAAUAACAAUGGUUGCCUCUCUGAAAAGCUUCUUGAUUUCUAUCUGUUCAAAGGAGACUUAGAUAGUGCUUUCAAACUGUUCGACGAAAUGCCUGAGAGAACGUUUUCUACUUGGAAUAAGAUGAUAAAGGAGCUAACUUUGAGAAAUUUGACUAGCAAAGCGUUAGAUCUCGUUUCGAGAAUGGUUAAUGAAAAUGUUCCUCUUGACGAAGGCACGUUCACAGGGAUUUUGGAAGCAUGUCGUAGUGGUAAUGUUGGUUUUGAUGUUGUUGAGCAGAUUCAUGCAAGGAUGAUAUAUCAAGGUCUUGGGAGUAGAACAGUCGUGUGUAAUCCUCUGAUUGAUCUGUACUCUAGAAACGGGUUUGUGGAUCUAGCUAGGAAGGUUUUCGAUGGGUUAGGCAUGAAGGAUCACAGCUCUUGGGUUGCGAUGAUAUCAGGACUUUCGAAAAACGGAUGUGAAGAAGACGCCAUUAGACUGUUCUGCGAGAUGUAUGUCUCACGUGUCAUGCCAACACCUUACGCGUUCUCGAGUGUUUUAAGUGCGUGCAAGAAGAUAGAGUCUCUUGACAUCGGAGAGCAACUUCAUAGUCUUGUUCUGAAGUUAGGAUUUUCCUCUGACACUUACGUCUGCAAUGCGCUUGUUUCCUUGUAUUUCCAUUUGGGGAGUUUGAUAUCAGCGGAGCACAUCUUCAGCAACAUGUCGCAUAGAGACGCGGUUACUUACAACACGCUCAUCAACGGGCUUUCUCAGUCCGGUUACGGUGAGAAAGCUAUGGGAUUGUUCAAAAGGAUGCAGCUUGAUGGACUUGAACCAGACGCUAAUACUCUCGCAAGCCUUGUGGCUGCAUGUUCAGCUGAUGGAACUCUCUUUACGGGACAACAGCUACAUGGAUACACAACUAAGCUAGGCUUUGCUUCGAACGAUAAGAUUGAAGGUGCGCUUCUUAACCUGUAUGCGAAAUGCUCUGAUAUUGAAACGGCUCUUGAUUAUUUUCUUGAGACUGAGGUUGAAAAUGUAGUUAAGUGGAAUGUUAUGCUAGUUGCUUAUGGGCUGUUAGAUGAUUUAAGAAACUCUUUUAGGAUCUUUCGACAGAUGCAGAUGGAGGAGAUUGUUCCUAAUCAGUAUACAUACCCGAGUAUUUUGAAAACUUGCAUUCGUCUUGGAGAUCUUGAGCUUGGAGAACAAAUCCAUUGUCAGAUAGUGAAAACUAGCUUUCAGCAUAAUGCCUAUGUUUGUAGCGUGCUCAUAGAUAUGUACUCAAAGCUAGGGAAGUUAGAUACCGCCAGAGAUAUUCUUGUGAGGUUUGCUGGGAAAGAUGUUGUGUCUUGGACGACAAUGAUUGCAGGUUACACGCAGUACAACUUCAACGACAAAGCUUUGGCGACUUUUAGGGAGAUGUUGGAUCUCGGGAUCCGGUCUGAUGAAGUUGGAUUGACAAAUGCAAUCAGUGCAUGUGCUGGUCUUCAGUCGCUAAAGGAAGGAGAGCAGAUUCAUACUCAAUCUUGUGUAUCUGGUUUCUCAUCUGACCUGCCACUACAAAAUGCAAUUGUUACACUUUAUUCUAGAUGUGGGAAAGUAGAGGAAGCUUAUUUAGCGUUUGAACAAACUGAAGCUGGAGAUAAUAUUGCAUGGAACGCUCUGGUAUCUGGAUUUCAGCAGAGUGGAAACAAUGAGGAAGCACUUCGUGUCUUUGCUCGAAUGAACAGAGAAGGAAUUGAGAGUAAUAACUUCACGUUUGGGUCUGCUGUGAAAGCUGCUUCUGAGACAGCAAACAUGAAACAAGGGAAGCAAGUCCAUGCAGUGAUCACCAAAACCGGAUAUGAUUCGGAAACCGAGGUUUGUAAUGCUUUGAUCUCUAUGUACGCCAAGUGUGGAAUCAUAUCUGAUGCAAAGAAGCAGUUCUUUGAACUCUCCAUGAAGAAUGAAGUUUCUUGGAAUGCGAUAAUCAAUGCUUAUUCUAAACACGGGUUUGGUUCUGAAGCAUUAGAUCUUUUCGACGAGAUGAUACAUUCUAAUGUAAGGCCUAAUCAUGUGACGCUAGUGGGAGUUUUAUCAGCAUGUAGCCACAUAGGACUUGUGGAGAAAGGGAUUGAAUACUUUGAAUCCAUGAACACGAGAUAUGGAUUAGCUCCUAAGCCGGAACACUAUGUCUGUGUAGUGGAUAUGUUAACACGAGCUGGUCUUUUGAGCCGUGCGAGAGAGUUUAUCCAGGAGUUGCCUGUAGAGCCAGAUGCCUUAGUCUGGAGAACGCUUUUGAGUGCUUGUGUGGUGCACAAGAACUUGGAGAUAGGAGAGUUUGCUGCGCAUCAUCUCGUGGAGUUAGAGCCUGAAGACUCAGCAACAUAUGUGCUUCUGUCAAAUCUCUACGCAGUGUGCAGGAAGUGGGAAGCUAGAGAUCGAACAAGACAAAAGAUGAAAGAAAAAGGAGUGAAGAAAGAACCUGGACAAAGCUGGAUUGAGGUUAAGAACUCAAUUCACUCUUUCUACGUUGGUGACCAGAAUCAUCCGUUGUCGGAUGAAAUACAUGAACACUUUCAAGAUCUUACCAGACGAGUGUCCGAGAUCGGGUAUGUGCAAGACUGUUUCAGCCUCCUGAAUGAAGCGCAGCAAGAGCAGAAAGAUCCGAUGAUUUUCAUUCACAGCGAGAAGCUAGCGAUUUCGUUUGGACUUCUUAGCUUGCCUGGAACAAUGCCUGUAAAUGUGAUGAAGAACCUACGAGUUUGCAACGAUUGUCAUGACUGGAUUAAGUUUGUUUCCAAGGUAUCGAAUCGAGAAAUCAUAGUGAGGGAUGCGUAUAGGUUUCAUCAUUUCGAAGGAGGUUCUUGUUCAUGUAAAGAUUACUGGUGA
Molecule: messenger RNA, 3189 nt
Organism: Microthlaspi erraticum
Lineage: Eukaryota; Viridiplantae; Streptophyta; Magnoliopsida; Brassicales; Brassicaceae
Source: the annotation of a GenBank genome assembly